Molecule: messenger RNA, 2021 nt
Organism: Esox lucius (northern pike)
Lineage: Eukaryota; Metazoa; Chordata; Actinopteri; Esociformes; Esocidae
Gene: cskmt
Product: citrate synthase lysine methyltransferase
Exons: 2
Coding region: 1074-1838 (254 amino acids)
Source: RefSeq, a predicted model, not a curated record
CAUUGGGAUAGACAAAUAUUUAAGGGGGUACUAGUUCCAUGCCCCUUGAAGUAAAGCCUUGAAAAUUAACACAGAAUUGAUUUGGCACCACUGUGACCCAGUCUCAAAAAAACUAAGUUGUGAACUGUACAAAACUGGAAUUUAGUGCAGGGCUGCCAUUUCUGAAACUGCUUAUAUCCAUGGCCAGCACACAGACUCUAACUUGGUGGAAGGAGCAGAAAACCUGGACCCCCGAGCAAUGGAAAAAAAGCUCAUGUCAUCUUUCAUCCUAUGGCCUACAUCCGGAUGUGUUUACAUUUGGAGAUAUCCAAAGAAUCCCAUCAGCCCUCAAUGUCUGCUGCCAACUGCUAAACAUGGCGGGGCAUCCAUAAAGGCAUCUUGUGGGAUUCAAUGUGUCAACUGAUUGCUCUGCAUGGUCACAUAAUAGCCAAGGAAAAUGAGGACAUUUUACAGGACCAGGCGCACCUUAUGGUGCAAACACUUACCUCACGAUGUUCCAAUAUUCCAGGAUGAUUAUUCCCCCAUACACACUGCUAAACAAAUUCAAGAUUUGUAAAUGAAUACCAGGAUGACAUCAAAUACCUUCCAUGGCCUUCUCAAUUGCCAGAACUGAACUUCACUGAAACUUUAUGGCAAGUUGUGGAGUGCACAAUGCAAAGACGUCCACUUCCUCUGUCCCUAAAGAACUGGAAGCUGUUCUUGAAGAAUGCUGCAAUAUCCCACUACACACAUUACAGAAUUUGUGUGACAGCUUCCCAAGAAGGAUUGGGGUUGCCAAUCCAAAGAGUUUUCCUACUCCUUAUUUGGUAAUUGAUAUGAAUACAUUGUUGGCUGCUUCUGUUAUUUUGACCUCUCCUUGUACAUUUUACCUGGCAAACCAGCAAUUUGCAGUGUUUCAUCUGCGUUCAUGUAAUGUCAUUGUUUCUGUUUUGAAGCUGGUUUGCUUAUCUUUUAUUCAAAGGAAACCGUUGAUCUGAAAUGGCUUGCUUUUGUAACGCUUGUUUACAUUAUCGACAUUGUUGACGCAUGCGCAGUUUACUUCAGCACAGACGAGUGAGUAUUGAAACUACACAAUGGCGCUGAUUUUAAACAUGUUGACAAGGAGUUGUGGAAAGUUAAUCACGACUACACGUUUAAGGCACCACUCCAGUUUAACAGCUGAACUUAUUAACAACAUGGACAAAAAAGCAACAUGGGACCGGUUCUACACUGAAAACAACAGUGAGGCAGCCAACUUCAAGAAUUUUGAGUGGUUCUUUGGGUUCGACGCCAUCCGGGACUUCGUCCUGCCCGUGUUGUAUUCCCGACCCAAGUCGGAGGCCUCACUACGUAUCCUUGACAUGGGCUGUGGUACCUCUGCCCUGGGACCCAGUGUGUAUAGGGAGUCUGUCUGGCCAGUGCAGGUCACCUGUGCUGACAUCUCCCCUGUUGCUGUGCGCCUCAUGCGGAACCACACAAAAACCAAAGCCGUGCAGCCGCAGAACAUUUCCUCCAAGCUGGACUUUUUAGAACUGGACUGCACUCACCUCCACGAGCACUACGUUUCUGAGAGCCUGGACCUAAUUCUAGACAAAGGCACCAUAGACGCCUUGCUCCGGUCCAGGGAUGGGGGAGCCAAGGCCAGCCAGGUGCUGAAGCAGUGCCUAAUGGCCCUGAGGAACUCAGGGUCUCUCCUCCAGUUCUCAGAUGAGGACCCCGAUUCCAGAAUGUUGUGGCUAGAGAGAGAGGCUCGGGAACCGGGGCUGAUUGCGGCCGACGUGGGUGUUCAGGAAGUGGGUGAGCUGAGGGGCGUCACGUAUUACUGCUACCAAGUCAGUCCUCGUCCUGCUGCACAGUAGCUAGGCUGCUAGAUUUUAUUUAACCGUCUGUGAUGCUUCCUAUCGCGCACCAGUCAGGGAGUGAUCUUUGGUUGUUGUUGUUUAUUUUUUGACUUGACAAAAUGCUUUUAUUUUUAUUCAUAAGAACAGUGCAAUCUAUGCCUCCGGUUAUGGGAAGUCAUCACCAUUUGGCGAAAGUAAACA